This is a messenger RNA of Carassius auratus (goldfish), 1080 nucleotides long. RefSeq names its product proheparin-binding EGF-like growth factor. Bases 86 to 784 code for a protein of 232 amino acids. Gene Ontology annotation, biological process: positive regulation of cell population proliferation; positive regulation of mitotic nuclear division; epidermal growth factor receptor signaling pathway. The record is from RefSeq and is a predicted model, not a curated record. NCBI's taxonomy places the organism in Eukaryota, Metazoa, Chordata, Actinopteri, Cypriniformes, Cyprinidae. The transcript has 6 exons. Gene Ontology annotation, molecular function: growth factor activity; epidermal growth factor receptor binding.
ACAAACACACACAUUAUCUGUGUGUGUGUGUGUGUGUGUGUGAAUGGAAACCUCCCUAUAAAAGCUCCUCCUGGACAAUAAGUACAUGACAAACAGAAACUCAGCACAGAACUCAGCUGCCAUGAACCUACAGCGCCUCUCCUCUCUGCUGCUCUGUGUCGUUUGCAGUGCAGUUUUCACCGUAACGACAGCUGCUGCUCACACAUCUGCACUGGGUCAUGUGACCGUGAUGUCAUCAUCGGGGGAGGGGCUUCAGAGCGCCAUGGGUGAAGAUUUGGAAUCUGAUGAUGAUCAGGAUCCAUCAGUUAUGUUCAGUGAUCCAACUUUGGUUAAAGUAACCCAAGUCAGUAAAGAAGACGAGCAGAAUCACAAACGCUCUGGGCACAAAAAGAACAAAGGAAGAAGGAAGAAUAAAAAUAUCACUCCUGUUCAGCCGAAUCACAGCCCCACCGCUGACCCCUGCCUGACCUCUCACGUGGACUACUGCAUCCACGGCCACUGCACAUACCUGCACGGCCUGAGAGAGCCUGUCUGUGUAUGUAAGAGAGGUUAUGAUGGGGAACGCUGUGGGAUCCAGCUGCUCGGGACGUCUCGAGACGAUAGCAGCACAGAAACGACCCACACCGCGCUCGUCAUUAUGGCUGUGGUCCUGUCAGUCAUCAGCUGCCUAGCCAUCCUGCUCAUGGUCUGCGUGCACUAUAGAACACAUCAACGCUUUCAGGUGGCGUUCCUGAGCUCCACCGAUGAGAGAGAGAAACUAGAGAAAAAGAACAUUGUGGUGUGAAGAGGAAGUAGAAGUCAUGCUGCUGUCACUGGUCUGGAGUGCACUACAGAUAUAUUGCACAUAGAAUAAUAUAAUAAAACCUAUUGUAAUAAUGUAUUUAUUCUUUGUACCUAUUUAUUAACAAAUUAUAUAAUUUCCUUAGUAUUUGUAAUAGUAUUUUGAUAAUAAAACAAAACUUAUGUUUAUUUGAUAUGUGAUAUUCAUGUACACCUAAGAUUUGUGUCUUUCUUUCACUCAUUUUCUUCCAUUUUCUUUUUCAGGGCAUUCUUGUAAAACAUUAAGAGUUAUAGUUAUAU